AUGCCUUACUUCAAACCAAUAAAGAGAAUCUUCACAGAAUCCGAUUUGGAACAAUGGAAGCACUGUGAAACAUACAGUUACAUCGUGGAUACCAUAGAAACUCUGGCGUCUUCUGUGGAGGGUAAAGAGCUUGGAUCGCCCACCAGUAUCACUCCUUCAGCUCAAACCCUUCUAGAUAUUCUAGAAACGGUUUCGGAAAUUGUCGACAAAUAUCCAGUGGUACAGGACAAAGGCAGCUCCAGGUUUGGAAAAGUUGAGUUCAGAGAUUUUUAUGAUGAUAUUGAGGCUAAUUCCGAAAAAUUACUUGCCCCUUUGGCCACAAAUAAUGAGCAAUCGCUGAUAGAACUAACCACAUAUUUCAAUAACUCUUGGGGGGAUCGCAUCAGGAUCGACUACGGAUCAGGCCAUGAAUUGAACUUUCUUGCAUUUUUGUUAUGUUUAUUAAAACUGAAAGUUUUAACCCUAAACGAUUCUCAAACUAUUGUGCUUAAGAUAUUCUCCAAAUACCUACAGGUCAUGAGAAAGAUCCAGAAACUCUAUUGGCUAGAGCCAGCUGGAUCGCAUGGAGUUUGGGGUUUGGAUGAUUAUCAUUUCCUGCCCUUUUUAUUCGGAGCAGCUCAAUUGAGUCCUAUGACCAGGUCCCGACCAUCUUCUAUUCACAAUAAAGAUAUCGUGGACAUGUACAAAGACAAGUAUUUCUACUACCAAUGCAUUGACUUUAUCAACCAAGUGAAGACUGGUCCAGGUUCUGGAUCAUUGAGGUGGCAUUCUCCAAUGUUGGACGAUAUCAGUGGAGUACGUAAGUGGUCAAAAGUUUCAGAGGGUAUGCAAAAAAUGUAUAAAGCCGAAGUUCUGUGUAAGCUACCUAUCAUCCAACAUUUCUACUUUGGUAGCAUCUUAAAAGCGCCAGAAAACUUAUCAGAUCCAUCAGAAAGCGCUGAUAAUGAACAUGGACAUCAGCACACUUGGGGAGAUUGCUGUGGUAUUGCAAUUCCUAGCCCCUUUGCUGCAAAAGAAAUGCAGCAACACACGAAAACUAUACCAUUUGAUUAG
Komagataella phaffii GS115 is the source of this 1053-nucleotide messenger RNA. Its product is annotated as Activator of the phosphotyrosyl phosphatase activity of PP2A,peptidyl-prolyl cis/trans-isomerase. Gene Ontology annotation, cellular component: cytoplasm; protein phosphatase type 2A complex; nucleus. Gene Ontology annotation, molecular function: protein tyrosine phosphatase activator activity; peptidyl-prolyl cis-trans isomerase activity. Gene Ontology annotation, biological process: mitotic spindle organization. The coding region runs from base 1 to 1053 and encodes 350 amino acids. The record is from RefSeq and is a predicted model, not a curated record. Lineage: Eukaryota; Fungi; Ascomycota; Pichiomycetes; Pichiales; Pichiaceae. The transcript has a single exon.